This is a messenger RNA of Candidula unifasciata, 753 nucleotides long. The record is from the annotation of a GenBank genome assembly. NCBI's taxonomy places the organism in Eukaryota, Metazoa, Mollusca, Gastropoda, Stylommatophora, Geomitridae.
AUGACACCUGGUAUUCUGGACGAUCUGCAGCAUAUGAGCGAUUUAAGGAAAACUUCAGUCAUUAACAAUGUAGACAUUGUUGCCCUACAGGAAACCCAGCUCUCCUCCUCAGGUAGCAUCAAAGAGAAGGACUUCACAUUCUUCUGGCAGGGAAAACCAUCUUCGGAGUCCAUGGAACAAGGCGUAGGCUUUGCGAUAAGGAACCGAUUGCUUGGAACUGCCACACCACCUACAGGAGGAUCAGAAAGGAUCCUUAAAAUUCAGGUCCAGACAAGAGCUGGACCAGUCACUCUGAUAAGUGCCUAUGCACCAACUCUGCCCCCUUCUCCCGACUCCAAGGACAAAUUUUACGAGGAACUCAUUUCCACACUCAGCGAAGUCCCGGACAGGGAAGCCCUAUUCAUUUUGGGUGACUUUAAUGCAAGAGUGGGCGCUCUGCACAGCUCAUGGCGAUCCUGUAUGGGACAUUUUGGACUAGGAAAAAUGAAUGAAAAUGGAGAGAGGCUGCUUGAGCUAUGCUGUCUUCACAACCUCUGCAUCACAAAUACCUUUUUUGAUCUGAAGCCCCAGCACAAGGUCUCUUGGAGACAUCCCAGAUCUAAGCACUGGCACCAGCUUGACAUCAUCCUCACUAAACGCAGUCACCUUCAUCUUGUUAAGGUCACUCGCAGCUAUCACAGUGCAGAUUGUGACACAGAUCACUCCCUUGUGUGCAGCAAAGUGAAGUUAAUCCCAAUCACAACACAUAUAUGA